Molecule: messenger RNA, 2676 nt
Organism: Mercenaria mercenaria
Lineage: Eukaryota; Metazoa; Mollusca; Bivalvia; Venerida; Veneridae
Exons: 3
Coding region: 503-2437 (644 amino acids)
Source: RefSeq, a predicted model, not a curated record
AAACGAUUUUGAUGGGGCUACCUUAAAGCGAAUUUACACGCUUAUUUCAACAACCACAUAGCGAGUCUGUAUCAAUAUUUCAUUGCACAAUUCAUUAAAGUCAUGAAAUUGGCAUUGCGACAGGAACCAAACCAAAAACUUUGUCUUGCCUUAGCCAACACCAAUACAGAUGUGACUAAUCACGUCAGUUUCUUGGGCGGCAGAGUAUAAAAUAGUGUAAUAGUGUUUGGACGAUUACUAUUGAUUGGCAACACUUUCUGUAUUCACAACCAUUGAUUUUGUCACUGCAGCACGUGUACUACAACAAGUUGGGAGAUUAAACAAUACAUGAUCAACACUCUCAUAUAAAAGAGUAAAGCAGAAGAACUCAGGACUGCAGGACGAGUAGAAAGAACAAUGGAAUAUACAGACGUAAUUAUGGCUUAAAUUUAGCCAUCGUUUCAUAAAAUGUUUUUACAUUACCUUUGGACAGAAAGGAUGUGAAAAUGGUCGACCUAAAAUCAUGGAACUGGAUACAAAUAUAGUCGUGCAUAGACAGAAACUAUUCGGUUCUGCAUUAAAAUCAUACUUCUUGAGAAAAAUUACAAAAUAUCAAAACAUUCUCCUGAAAAAUGGUAUUCAUCUCUCAAAUCAAAGCUAUAGCUGUGAUGACAGUCUCGCUAUGCCCGGGAGUCAGUCAUUCGAAGAUCAAAUAGAACUAGUGAUUGGACACAAAUCUGCUUCACCAAGUGCUUGCAAAGCCUUCUGGAAGAUUGGAAAUCGGAUUAGCACUAUAAAGCUGUUCAGAUGGAUUUAUUUAAUUGUUCAGAGAACCAAGGCCGCGAGAAUUUUGCAUCAUUUAGAUGGUAUAUCAGAAGGUGAAAUUGAGACUGUGAUAAAAUCUGUAGGAGAAGAGAUUGCCGUGGCAUUCGAGUACCAGUUGUAUCUCCUGGAAGGUGAUUUAGAGAUCAUCAAACUGGCACAGCAUGCAGGGGCAUGUAUCAUAACGUACUUGAAUUCCAAAGAGGCACAUUAUGCCCCAGAGAGUUUGCUUCAAGCGAUUCUUGAGGUAAAACCACAAAGUAACAGCAACAAAGAAAUCCUAAAAACUAGAACAAUUUGUUUCAAAAACCAACAAGUCUGUUUAAGAUGGAGACUGAGUCAAGUCCUGAAACAACCUGGACUGAGAACCAUUCCAAGUGAUAUGGGUGAAGUAAGCAAUGAGAAAUCAAGUCCGGAAAAAGGUGAUGAACAACCCCAACAUGAUGAUGAAAAAGUAGAUGGGAUACUGCAGGGUGCUCCAAAUAAUUUAAUAGAAACACAGCAGUCAGUUAAUAUUGAGCAAGAUAAAAGUAAAGAAGAAUUGAAUAGUGUAUCAGAAGAUCUAACCACAACAAAAAAUACCGAAAAUGAUAAUACAACUUCAGGUGAAAAUGUGGAAGAGAAACAAGGUAAUACUUUAAGUACGAAUAGUUCAGGGCAUGAUGAAAGUUUAAUUUAUGUAGCCGAGUCAAAGAAAACAAGAAAGCACAGAAGAAUCACUGCAGUUGAUAUGGACUUCGAGAAAGGUGUGAUGAAAGUCACAGAUUACAGUGUGGAAGCAAGCGACUUUAGUCCCAUUGGGAACGAAACUUCACAAGUUGAUGGCAGUGACUCCACAUCUAUUGAUGAAGAUCUAGAUUCGGAACAUGACAAUGUAGAAUGUAACUUGUUGGAAAACAGAAACUCCAUAAACACUCUCAGCUUAGAUAAUUCUCUGGAAGAAAAUGCUAUUCCAAGGAAUUUAGAAAGUGCCAUGGUUAGUAGUGCAGAUGGAGUCAAACUUCUUAAAAAUCGUCAGCUGAACAAGACUAAUAAGGACAAUAAACUUGAUGAAUUUGUUUCAGACGAACAAGUUGCCAGUAAAAAUGAGGAAAUAGAAAAUGUUUUUGAUACAGGAACAUGCAAUAAAAAUGGUGAAAACAACAGCGAUAUCAAAAUGCUCAAUGAAGACGGUGCUGAAUGUAGUGGAAUUUAUACCACUGAAUACAUAUCACAUAACUCUGUAAAUACUCAAAGUAACAUAACUAAUAACACAGGAGAUUUGUAUGAUCAGAAAGAUGUACAUGCUCAUGAAACUGACGUACUUUCCAGUGACAAUACAUAUCAGUCUAAACAAGAACCAAACAUUACAACUGUUGAAACUGUUGUUACACAGGGUGAUGACUCUAUGCCAGAUGUUGCCAGCAUUGAUAAAUCUUAUAUUUUCUACGGCUGUUUUACCCCAUAUGGUGCUAAAUGUAGACCGGAGAUUUAUGGUUAUCGAGGACCACUGCAUGUUUGGAACGAGGUGGAAAGAUGCUAUACACUUAUUUACAAUGACACAGUUACUGUUACCAGAAAAAACCAAAGACAGAUUAAAAACAGUUCCCUAGAUUUUCAUCAAACAUAUAUUCCAAAAACAGUUUGCAGGCAUUAAAUCUUAAGACACUGAAUAUAUAUAUAUAUAUAUUAUAAUAUCAUCAACAUGUGUGGUUGUAAAACAUUCUGCAAUGAUCAGAGGAUGGACAGCAGUAUCGCAAAGAUAACUUCCUUUAAAAUUGUGGUUUUACUUUUCAAAUAGUUCCAGAAAAUUCUGAAAUAUGUUUAUAUACUUUGAAUAUUUUAUGCACAACGAAAGAGUAGAUUAACCUCAUACAGAAAUCUAACAUAUCAUUG